AUGUCAGACGAAACAGUCCCACAAACGGUGUUGCCUUUGGAAGUAAUAGAUAGGUCAGUUGGUAAGAGGGUCCGGGUGUUGAUGACUGGAGAUAAAGAGUUUAAUGGAAAGUUGAUUGGUUUUGAUGAUUAUGUGAAUAUGGUUUUAGAGGAUGUCACUGAAGUCGAUGGAGGUGCUCCAAUUAAGAAGAUGCUAUUAAAUGGUGGCCACAUUGCCAUGAUCGUUCCUGAGUAA
This is a messenger RNA of Candida albicans SC5314, 234 nucleotides long. Its product is annotated as RNA-binding protein. The record is from RefSeq and is a predicted model, not a curated record. Gene Ontology annotation, molecular function: RNA binding. Gene Ontology annotation, cellular component: U6 snRNP; Lsm1-7-Pat1 complex; U4/U6 x U5 tri-snRNP complex. The transcript has a single exon. Bases 1 to 234 code for a protein of 77 amino acids. NCBI's taxonomy places the organism in Eukaryota, Fungi, Ascomycota, Pichiomycetes, Serinales, Debaryomycetaceae. Gene Ontology annotation, biological process: mRNA splicing, via spliceosome.